GUUGUGCGGUCCUGUUCCGACUAACUUUCAAAAUGGCGGCAUUCAUGUGGCUGAGGUGCAGGUGCGAGAGGUAAAUUCCUUGUUUGCGGGGCGGUUGUGUCCUGGGAAACCUAAUGACAGCAAACAUGGAUGCUGGAGAAAGGACUGUGUUCAACGGCAAAGCUGUCUCACCAGGAGAAACUCAAUGCUCCAAGCUGGAGCGGUUGGCCGAGAAAGAGUGGAGCGACGACAGGGACCGUCUGCUGUCCUUCUACGAGGAGAACCAGCGGCGGCUAGACGCCAUACCUUUCGGUGAGGUGGCCGCUCACAUGAGCCGCAUUGUGGCCGACUGUUUCCUGGGCUCUACGUGGAAGCUGCUUGCCUCCAGCUUAGGCAUCCCCGACACGCAGCUGGAGGGCAUUGAGGAGCGUGCCCGGCGGGUCAGCCUGCGUCCGCUUCAGGUGGCACUGCAGGAGCUCUAUCCGCGGCUGGACGCUUGCUGCCAGAGCAACAGCGUGGGACACCUGGUGGCAGUGCUCAGAGAGUCGGAGCGCUUGGACGUACUCUACAAGCUGCUUCCGCCAAUCAGAGACAAGCUGAAGGCCAAGAACCCGGAAAGGGACGGCUUGUUUGCGAACGGUGGGUCCUGGACACCCCAGAAGGGGCUCCGAGCAGACUCGUACCCAAGCCUGGACUCCGGAGUGGGACUGAGUCUUGGGGAAGAGACUGUCCCCGCGUGGGGCGCUGCACUGCCCAUCGCGCCCGUCGGGGAGAGAAGAGAGCUGCAUCUGCUUCCUUCUCUCGGCGAGGACCAAGUCCACAGGCCUCCGUCAGAUAUCCCAGACGGCAGCCUUGCGGGACUCCCAGAGGAUGAUGCGGAUAAGGACGAGGAUGAACCGUGCGUGUCUCUCCUGGACACGCUCCUACCAAAGGGUUCUGCCGACGGCGACGACGAUUGCCUGACGGUGCUUGUGAACCACCUGGAAGAAGACUGCGGGAUGGCGCGCGAGCUGGCCAGGAGGCUCGAGGAAGACCACGGCUGCCAGGUGCUCACCCAGGAACAGCUGCAGCCAGCACGGCACAUGGACCCCCUCCUCAUCGAGGAGUUGGUCGCCAAGGUGGACGCCAUUGUCCCCCUCGUCUCGUCCGCCUACCUGCGCCACCACCGCCAGAUCCGGCGCACGGGUCGGGUGCAGUCGGACGACAGCAGUGCCACGCACGAGCUCUACUGCCUGCUCCAGCAUCGCCUGGUGUCGAGCUCGUGCCUCUGCCACAUGAUCUUCCCCGCCAGGGCACCAGGCGUGAGCUACGGCCAGGUGCGGGGACACUUCAUCUUCUCCAAGUCCCUCCCGCUCUGGGGGGAUGUUCCACGGCUCGCUUUGCUCAUGCGGGACUGCAGACGCCUACGGAACAUCAGGCAGGAGCCAAUCUGAACUGUUCAAGACCCCCCCCCCCAGCAGUCAUUGCUGGGAGUUCGAAGAUAGGCACCGAAAAAACAAGGACGAGAAGAGACGUCAACACUGGCGCCAAUGUUCACGUCUCUUCUCAUCCUUGUUUUUUCGGCGCCUAUCUUCGAUCAUGAACCAACUGGCCCAAAUUGCCAUCUUAAUGGCUGGGAGGCCCUCCAUUCUUGGGAGACUUUGGAUUUUGCCGCUGCAUUACGUUGCCCGGAAUGUCUUCGAUCAUGAACCAACUGGCCCCAAUUGCCAUCUUAAUGGCUGGGAGGCCCUCCAUUCUUGGGAGACUUCGGAUUUUGCCGCUGCGUCACGUUGCCCGGAAUGCAUCUACAACUGGCAUGUUUAGCGUCCUAUUCCGCCCACGCAUCGAAACUAGUCUCGGUGUGGCGUCCAAUGACGUCACCUAGCGAAUGCUGGAGAGCAGGUCGCCCCCUCUCCAGUGUUCGCUCUGCUGAAGUGGAAAGAGAUGGGAGGAGCUUCCCCUCAAUUCUUAGCCUGUCUACCCGAGUGCUGUAUUUUCCGUGGGACCGCGUGCAGACAAGAACUGAUGUGUUUGAGUGGUUCUCAUUUGUUUUGUUUCAUCGACUGGCUUGGUGCCGCAGCUGCAGACCACGUUUGCUUUGUUAUCUUUGUCUUUUAGGAACUCAAAUUGUGUUUUAGGGCUAGGUUCGAAGCCUGGAGCAUAGCAGAAUGUAACAAAAAUACGAUAAUACAGCCAGUUGUCUUUAGAAAAGAUUGUGUCCCUCGGUGGAAAUCGAACCACGACUUCCUCUCUCUCGAUAAUCUGACCCCUCACUAGGGGAGCGAUUUGGUUAGCAUGGUUAUAGUCGGCACAUAGGUUACUGUGUUGCUGCAAAAAUUUUGUACCUCGAAUGGUGAGAGGAGCUAAAAACAUGCUGCACAUCCUGCGUCUGCCAACUUUAUCCUUAAAAUGAAGAUUUAUUUUUAUUUUUUUACUUUGUCCGACGAUGCAAUUUAUGAAGCAAUAUUGCAAUAAAGCUGAUCUGCCAUGUUCUCCCUUUCAUGUGGCAGCGUGGGUUGUGGGAAAGCAAACCUGUCGUUUGUUCUAUUUGCCACAUGACAUGAACGAAUUGUGCGGAAGCUGACUCAUUCUCUUUUCCACACGGUGGGGAUGGACUGCGGAAAAGCACAUUUGCCGGGCUUUCAUUUUUCUGCUACAUGGCAGGGGUAGAUUGUGGCAAAGCGGACCUGUCAUCUGCAAGCGCGCACCACUUGCGAGGCAUUCAGAGCGCGUCAGACCUUUUUCUCCGAUGUUCUCUCACAAACGAGAGUUCUGUUAUGGUCGUUACCAGUGUGGUGGGGUGUGUGGUCUGGGAUGCCAACUUGGACGAUAGAUUUCGGUGUCUGUCACUGCCAUGUCCAAAAAAAGCAUCGGUGUUGUGUUUUUACUAACUGCCUUGCACAGUGAACUUCUUCAUGUCUGGCAAGUGCCCAUUCUUUUUAUUGGGGCAUUUCAAAUGCCUAUGAAUUUUGUUGCAAAUGAUGAGCAACCUAAGAGAAAUUUGCUGUAAAAGAAGGCAUUUAGUAUGGAGGACUUGCGCAUACAAAGAACAACCUAACGCGCAUCAGGUGUCGACGACGACAUGCAGGUCAGACGACAUUCAGGUUAGCUGCCUUGCACAAUUGUUUGUGGCCUUUUGUAACCUUUCGGCAGUCAAAAAGUACUUGGUCUUUUGCGGAUGGAACAUGUUGUUCUAGCAUGAAGUGCCUGUUGAAAUGUUGUAUGUUUGUGCAGUUGCAAGUUGUCUGGUCAGUUUAAAUAAAAUAGUAGUGCAAAUCACGAGUUACUCAGUCAGUGGAGGCCGUCAGAAUAAGAGUAUUGUCAGAGUUGUUCUCAUGAGCUUCUGCUUUGUUGGGUGAUGCUCUGCUGAACAUUUGAUUUAUUUUUUACCAUGGAGAAUCUAUAUGAAGGUACUAAAGUGAUAAUUUUUAGCAAACCUGGAAGAUCUGUGAAGAUAAUAAAGUGAAUAUUUUCGGA
Messenger RNA from Ixodes scapularis (black-legged tick), 3435 nucleotides. RefSeq lists its product as uncharacterized. Gene Ontology annotation, molecular function: protein binding. The coding region runs from base 114 to 1412 and encodes 432 amino acids. Gene Ontology annotation, biological process: signal transduction. The record is from RefSeq and is a predicted model, not a curated record. The transcript has 7 exons. NCBI's taxonomy places the organism in Eukaryota, Metazoa, Arthropoda, Arachnida, Ixodida, Ixodidae.